This is a messenger RNA of Penicillium roqueforti, 1746 nucleotides long. RefSeq names its product putative MFS transporter. The record is from RefSeq and is a predicted model, not a curated record. Gene Ontology annotation, cellular component: fungal-type vacuole membrane. Gene Ontology annotation, molecular function: transmembrane transporter activity. NCBI's taxonomy places the organism in Eukaryota, Fungi, Ascomycota, Eurotiomycetes, Eurotiales, Aspergillaceae. The coding region runs from base 1 to 1746 and encodes 581 amino acids. The transcript is spliced from 4 exons. Gene Ontology annotation, biological process: transmembrane transport.
AUGUCACUGGUGCAGCAUGUUUCCGCUAUUGACGGUAUUGAUCGCGAACUUGAACCAGACCUAGUCGAUGACUGCGAUUUCGUUCCCAUUCGCCGGAAAAUCAGCUACGAUGUCAUCCAGCCUCCGAGCGACGCGAUCCCGGUCGCAGAAACGCGCCCUGGAACACCAGCGUACAAACAUUCCACCACAAAGAGAAUUGCCCAGGUUGCUGUCACCGUGAUCGCGUGUUGGAGUGCGUCGGGAAUCGUUUUUGGCUUCGCGGCGCUCAAGCCUGUCCUCGUCGAGGAAGGCGUUUACCAUGAACGUUGCACUCCUGCUGAAAAGGUUGAAGGGCUUGAGCUUUGCGCACAGCAGGACCUUGGACUCAACCUGUUCUUCACUAUUGCUUCGAUAACAGCAAAUGUCUCCGCUCUGCCAGUUGGGACAGUUUUGGAUCGAUGCGGAUCACGUAUCUGCUGGUUCAUUGCUUGCCUGCUUCUUGCCAUCGGCGCUGUCAUCAUGGCCUUUGCGUUCCAUGAACCCGGCUUCGAUGGCUACAUCGCGGGGAACUUCUUCCUCGCUCUGGCUGGCACCUUUUUAUUUGUCCCCUCGUUCCAAAUUGCAAAUGCGUUCCCUAAAUAUGCAGGUUCGAUCGUCGCGCUGGUGACUGGUGCAUUCGAUGCCUCUGCUGCUGUGUUCCUCUUCUACCGGCUCGUCUAUGAGAAAUCGGGCAGAUCCUUCACCCCGGACAAAUUCUUUUUGGGCUAUCUGAUAGUCCCCGUAUGUAUUUUCAUCGCGCUGGUGACGAUCAUGCCAGUGCGCGAUUAUGUCUCGACUCUAAACUUGCAGAGCAAGUUAGAAAAGGCCGAAGACGCUACACGCGACGUCCACGACUCCGACGAUGAAAUUGAGAGCACGUCGGAGCUAAACCGGGUGAGGAAACGUCGGGCGGAGCGGAGAAAGAAAAAGCUUCGCCAGAUCGAUGCGGUGCUUGGUGAUAGAGAUGAAAGGCAGAUGCGUGCGGAACGAGAAGAAGAUCGCCAGCAGACGAGUUGGGUGUGGGGUGUGUUGCAUGGCCUGCCGGCACAUAAACAGAUGGCAACGCCGUGGUUUAUCCUGAUUACACUGAUGACUGUUUUGCAAAUGAUUCGCAUGAACUACUUUAUUGCCACGAUUCGCUCGCAGUAUGAGUACAUGCUCGAAUCGAUCGAGGAGGCAAAUAAAAUAGGUGCCUUUUUCGACGUCGCACUACCGGUCGGGGGCGUUCUCUUCACGCCGGUGAUCGGCUUUCUGCUUGAUCGCCUUAGCGUUCCAACGAUGCUGGGGCUGAUUGUGCUUUUCACUACGGUCAUUGGUGUACUGAACUCCAUCCCGGCAGUUUGGGCUGGUUAUAUGACCGUUUUGCUGUUUGUCUUGCUCCGGCCUCUCUAUUACUCGGCCAUGUCUGAUUAUACUACAAAAGUAUUCGGCUUUGCCACAUUUGGGCGUGUGUACGGUGCCAUUAUUUGCCUCUCCGGAAUCGCAAACUUCUCUCAGUACGGGCUCGACGCAUUGACGCAUCAUACGUUUGAUGGAAACCCAAUUCCAAUCAAUGUUGUCUUGGCAAUCGCGGGAUUCAUUGUUGGAACAUCACUCGUAAUCUUUGUUUUCGUGUCUGUGAGGCAGCUGAGGGAGAAGGGUCGGGUGGAUGAGGAAGAACGUGAGAGACUCCUUUUAGAAGAGGAUGAAGAAGAGGACGAAUACGAGGAUGAUGGAAGCUACCUUUAA